AUGGCGGAGGCAAAUUUCACAAACAGGUUUUUCAUCAUCUACUGGAUUUCCACUCACUUUCUCACAGCUGCUUCACCAGUGAGGCUGGUCAACUCUGACAACCGCUGCUCUGGCAGAGUGGAGAUCUACCAUGCUGGACAGUGGGGGACAGUGUGUGACGAUUCCUGGGACCUGAACGAUGCCAACGUUGUUUGCAGACAGCUGGGCUGUGGCUGGGCUCAUUCAGCACUGCAACAUGCUGCUUUUGGACAGGGCAGUGGACCCAUCUGGUUGGACAACAUCCUUUGUUCAGGAAGGGAACCAUCGAUAACAGACUGCAGACAUCCAGGGUUCGGGGUCCACAACUGUGGACAUAAUGAAGAUGCCAGCAUCAUCUGUGACACUCAACCAGGACCACCAGUGGACAACACCACAGAAGUCGAGGGACAGGUCCGCCUGGCCAAUGAAGGAAACAGCUCCUGCUCUGGCAGAGUAGAGAUCUUCCUCCGUGGACAGUGGGGGACGGUGUGUGAUGACCACUGGGACCUGGUUGAUGCUAAGGUGGUGUGCAGACAGCUAGGUUGUGGCAGGGUCCUGUCAGCACCACAACGUGCACGGUUUGGACCGGGCAGUGGACCCAUCUGGUUGGAUAACGUAAUUUGUUCAGGAAGGGAACCAUCGAUAACAGCCUGCAGACAUCCAGGGUUCGGGGUCCACAACUGUAGACACAAUGAAGAUGCAAGUGUUGUCUGUGAAUAAGUCGAGGGACAGGUCCGCCUGGCCAAUGAAGGAAACAGCUCCUGCUCUGGCAGAGUAGAGAUCUUCCUCCGUGGACAGUGGGGGACGGUGUGUGAUGACCACUGGGACCUGGUUGAUGCUCAGGUGGUGUGCAGACAGCUGGGUUGUGGCAGGGUCCUGUCAGCACCACAACGUGCACGGUUUGGACCGGGUAGUGGACCCAUCUGGUUGGACGACGUCAUUUGUUCAGGAAGGGAACCAUCGAUAACAGACUGCAGACAUCCAGGGUUCGGGGUCCACAACUGUAGACACAGUGAAGAUGCAAGUGCUGUCUGUGAAUCUCAACCAGGACCGCCAGUGAACAACAGCACAGGAGUCGAGGGACAGGUCCGCCUGGCCAAUGGAGGAAACAGCUCCUGCUCUGGCAGAGUAGAGAUCUUCCUCCGUGGACAGUGGGGGACGGUGUGUGAUGACCACUUGGACCUGGUUGAUGCUCAGGUGGUGUGCAGACAGCUAGCUCAACCAGGAUCACCAGUGGACAACACCACAGAAGUCGAGGGACAGGUCCGCCUGGCCAAUGAAGGAAACAGCUCCUGCUCUGGCAGAGUAGAGAUCUUCCUCCGUGGACAGUGGGGGACGGUGUGUGAUGACCACUGGGACCUGGUUGAUGCUCAGGUGGUGUGCAGACAGCUGGGUUGUGGCAGGGUCCUGUCAGCACCACAACUUCAACCAGGACCACCAGUGGACAACAGCACAGGAGUUGAGAGACAGGUCCGCCUGGCCAAUGGAGGAAACAGAUCCUGCUCUGGCAGAGUAGAGAUCUUCCUCCGUGGACAGUGGGGGACAGUGUGUGAUGACCACUGGGACCUGGUUGAUGCUCAGGUGGUGUGCAGACAGCUGGGUUGUGGCAGGGUCCUGUCAGCACCACAACGUGCACGAUUUGGACCGGGCAGUGGACCCAUCUGGUUGGACGACGUCAUUUGUUCAGGAAGGGAACCAUCGAUAACAGACUGCAGACAUCCAGGGUUCGGGGUCCACAACUGUAGACACAAUGAAGAUGCAAGUGUUGUCUGUGAAUCUCAACCAGGAUCACCAGUGGACAACACCACAGAAGUCGAGGGACAGGUCCGCCUGGCCAAUGAAGGAAACAGCUCCUGCUCUGGCAGAGUAGAGAUCUUCCUCCGUGGACAGUGGGGGACGGUGUGUGAUGACCACUGGGACCUGGUUGAUGCUCAGGUGGUGUGCAGACAGCUGGGUUGUGGCAGGGUCCUGUCAGCACCACAACGUGCACGGUUUGGACAGGGCAGUGGACCCAUCUGGUUGGACGACGUCAUUUGUUCAGGAAGGGAACCAUCGAUAACAGACUGCAGACAUCCAGGGUUCGGGGUCCACAACUGUAGACACAGUGAAGAUGCAAGUGCUGUCUGUGAAUUGGACAACACCACAGAAGUCGAGGGACAGGUCCGCCUGGCCAAUGGAGGAAACAUAUCCUGCUCUGGCAGAGUAGAGAUAUUCCUCCGUGGACAGUGGGGGACGGUGUGUGAUGACCACUGGGACCUGGUUGAUGCUCAGGUGGUGUGCAGACAGCUAGGUUGUGGCAGGGUCCUGUCAGCACCACAACGUGCACGGUUUGGACCGGGCAGUGGACCCAUCUGGUUGGAUAACGUAAUUUGUUCAGGAAGGGAACAAUCGAUAACAGACUGCAGACAUCCAGGGUUCGGGGUCCACAACUGUAGACAUUAUGAAGAUGCAAGUGUUGUCUGUGAAUUCCAACGCCCUCCACUCCAGCCUCCUCAGCUCAUCUGUGGACAUGAUCAAAUUCAAAUGGGGCUAAAUAUGGCUGCCAUAACUUCCCUCGGUUUGAACCCACUCUCCGGAAACCUGGUAGUUCGCAACUGCUCCUGGGUCAGAAUGCAUAAUGAUGUAGUUUGGUAUGAGGUGGACGCUCAGGCAGGUGCCUGUGGAAACACACUGAGGACCAACCGUACACACGCCAUCUACUCCAACGUUUUAUUCCUCUACCGAGGAAAUGUGUCCUUCUCACGUCCUGUGAGUCUUCCCUUCUCCUGUGCGUAUCCCCUCGACACAGACACCAGCAUGAAUGUGGCAGUCAGACCAGUGCUGCCGUUUGCAGUUGGCCUCUCAGGCUUCGGGAGCAAAGCUCGAGCCUCCAUGUCUCUGUUCCACACCUCCAGCUUCACUCAGCCUUAUUCAUCUGGCUUGAUCACGCUCCCUGUGGGCUCACCUCUGCAUGUGGGCGUCUCUGUUUUAGUCAGAGACCCAAGCUUUGCAGUUGUCCUGGAGAACUGCUACGCCUCUGACUCAUCAAACUCCAAUGAUACUGCACGAUACUUUUUCAUCCAGAACAAGUGCCCCACUGACCGACAGCAAGUGGAAGUGAUCGAGAGCGGCUCAUCCCGACAGGCUCGUUUCUCCUCCCUGUUUUUAUUGAUCAACAGUGACAUUUACCUCCACUGCAGCAUCAGCCUGUGUGACCAGAGAAGCUCCCGCUGUGCCCCAUCUUGCAGAAGAAGGACGUCUCGCUCUGUUUCCAGCUCCUUUCCUCUGAAGCCCCUCACCAUUGGACCAAUCACUUGGUCCAAGUCACCUGAGUGAGCUGGUAACAUAUAAUAAUAAUACAAAGUCAUUUCGUAGUGUGAUAUUAUUUUGUGUUUGAAUUCCUUUAUUCAUAAAUUGAUAAUAAAAAUACAUGUUACAUUCCAUAAUUAAAUCGUAACACUGGUUUUCCUGAUUUGUAUUAGCUGUGUAAUGAGCUGUGAAAUGAUUGAAGAAAA
Molecule: messenger RNA, 3512 nt
Organism: Platichthys flesus (European flounder)
Lineage: Eukaryota; Metazoa; Chordata; Actinopteri; Pleuronectiformes; Pleuronectidae
Product: deleted in malignant brain tumors 1 protein-like
Exons: 16
Cellular component (GO): membrane
Source: RefSeq, a predicted model, not a curated record